CGCGUGCGUGUUUCUGCUUUUAUUUUUUGUUUACUGUUUUCUUGCUCGCAAGUUGGCGAUCCCGGCGAUGAGAGAUUCCUCCUCAUCCGGUUUUAUCCCCCGGUUGCCGUUCGCAUUGUCCUAUUGCGUCGCCUUGUUCUCGCGCUCGCCGUGGAGUUUGCGGCGCUUCUUGGCUCGUACCGGCGCUGCCUUUUGGCGUUUCGUGGGGGGCGGGGCUGACGCGCGCGACAAUGCUGCUCAAGAGGGUGGCGGCGGACGACGGCUCCGGCGCCGGCGCCGGCGCCGGCGUAGGGAGGCCACGGCUCUUCGCCAUGCCAAGGCUGCUGGUCGGGCUCGAGGCGCCCAGGUGCGGCGCACCAGACUGCGACUCGCCGAUGACGGCGCGCAGCCCGACGUCGCCGCUCGAUCUCAGGCCCUUCGCCUCGCUGCUCCGCUCGCCGCGCUCACCCAGAACCAGGAGCUGGGAUUCGCACCGCCUUGGCCUCGGCGGCCUCGUCGACGACACGCUCGCCGAACCCGUCGCAUGCGCCAGGAGCCGCCUGCUCGGCCUCGGGCCCCAAGCGCGGCAGCCGUUCAAGCUGCCGCAACGCCUCGCCAAGCCCCUGGCCACCCAGCCGAGGGACUGCUCCCACGCAUCCUCGGAGCUCGGGAAUGUGGGGACCGCUGCCGGCUGCAAGCCGCUGCCGUGCAGCAGGUCCUACGGGGAUGUGAAGUCUGGUCCAGAGGUCACCGUGCCCGGCGGCGCUCCGCCCGGCGCGAGCAGCCACCCUGCCGAUGUUGGCAAGUUCCCCGCGCCGGGGUCCCUGCCGGUGUCCAUCGGCGGCCCGCGCUGGUACAUCGGGUCCGUGUCCGCGACGGAGGUGGAGCAGUCCGAGGACUACACCUGCAUCAUCGCGCACGGUCCUAACCCGAAGACCACUCGCAUCUUCGGGGACUGCAUCUUGGAGCCCUGCACUCCUAGUGUGUCUGACGGUGACGGCAUGGAUGCCAUGGAAGUCAAGGAAGGAGCAGAGUCCUACUGGUUGGUCAAGUGCUUCGAUGCCAGCGAGCCUGGAGAGUUCUUAGACUCCUGCAUCUCUUGCUAGAAGAAGCUGGAUGGCAAUGACCCCUGCGUUUAUCGUGGUGUGAGGGCAUUCUGCCGUGGGAACUGGAGGAAUCAGGAAGUCCUUGCUGAGCAGGAAGACAACAUUCCAGCUGUGUCCUUCAGCUCGGCUGGCUCAUCAUCUUCCUUCAACGAUGAAGUAGUCAUGGCUGAAAUGGUUGUGGUGGCUGCACCAGUUGACGUCCACUACCCUGAAUCUGGCAAACCAGGGUAGCUGAUCAAUAAUGUCAAUUGUCGCAGUUUUCAUCUUCGCCGCCAUCAUUAUUUUGCUGGUUUUGUAAGUUAAGUUCCAGCAUUUGGUAGCAUUGAUCAUUUUAUGAGAAUUGAGGCUCCAUCUAGAAUUUGCUGAGAUGUGAUCUCUCAGCCUUUAGAACGGAGAGCUUCCAUGCCUUAAGCAUUGUAAUUUUGAACCGAGGCUAUUGGCAAUGCAGGUUCCCCAAUUUUCAUCCUCU
Molecule: messenger RNA, 1554 nt
Organism: Zea mays
Lineage: Eukaryota; Viridiplantae; Streptophyta; Magnoliopsida; Poales; Poaceae
Exons: 3
Coding region: 231-1085 (284 amino acids)
Source: RefSeq, a predicted model, not a curated record